Molecule: messenger RNA, 1242 nt
Organism: Penicillium chermesinum
Lineage: Eukaryota; Fungi; Ascomycota; Eurotiomycetes; Eurotiales; Aspergillaceae
Product: putative chitin biosynthesis protein (Chs5)
Exons: 3
Coding region: 1-1242 (413 amino acids)
Biological process (GO): Golgi to plasma membrane transport; conjugation with cellular fusion
Cellular component (GO): trans-Golgi network; exomer complex
Molecular function (GO): protein dimerization activity
Source: RefSeq, a predicted model, not a curated record
AUGCUUGUCUCAUUGACAGUCGGUAAGGUAGAUGCAGGUGUUGCCGUUCUCUUGACUCACGACAAUCGUUUGAUCGAAUUCCCAUCUUUCCUCCUUCCCAAUAACAUCUCCUCUGGAAGCAUUGUCGACAUCAAUGUUGCGCGCAAUCACGCUGCUGAAGCCGCAAAUGCAACCGCCUUCCAGACCCUCCAGAAACGGAUCCUCAAUAAGUACGGCGUGAAAGCCCCGUCGCCACCGGUUCUUCGGCUGCGGAAUGCUACACAAACAUCUCUUGUCCUCGAAUGGGACCCUAUCGACCUGGCAACAGCGUCUCUGAAAUCUCUCUCCCUGUACCGCAAUAACUCCAAGGCCGGGUCUAUCCCGCGACCACUGGAGACACGCAGCACGAAAAUCUCCGGUCUGGCUAUUCAUACCGAAUACACCUUCCAUCUGUCUGAGAAGCUUACCUGCCGCACCCACAAGAUGACCGAUCUUUCUGGUAUCACCGUCACUGCUGGUGUCCUCGACCCAGCCCGCAAAGAGGCCCUUGGCGCUGCUCUGGAUCGCAUUGGUGGUAAAUUGAUUGACACUGUCCGCAUCGACACCACCCACUUCGUCUGCUCCGAGGGUCGCGGUCCGCAGUGGGAGAAGGCUGUGGCCUCGAACAUACCGGUAGUGGUUCCCGAGUGGGUGGACGCUUGCGAGUCUGAAGGUACAAUUGUUGGAGUGCGUGGCUAUUAUCUCAAUGCCGAUCCUAAGGCUCGCCAGCUGGGUGUCAUGCACGGUUCUUCUCAUCAGCGCACUACCUCUACCGUCUCCUUACAUUCCACUGCUACCGGCCGCCCCAGUACGCAGCCCCAAGCCGCGGAACCCGUCCCCGAGCAACGUCAGCAAGCACCAGAGCAGCCUCCAGAGCAGCUCCCAGAGCCUCCUCUUACCCCAUUCCCUGGAGGUGAAACGAGCAGUCAGCCACAGGCACAGGAAGAAGAAGUCGGGUCAGAAGAUGAAGAGGAAGCGGUUCCCCCUCCGCCUCCUAAGGAUGCAGGUGAAAGCGAUGCGGACAAGCCUAAGCCUAACGGCGAUUUGCAUGCUCCGGAGCAAAAUGGAGAGACCGGGGAAACAGAGUCUAGUGAUGAAGAGGGGAACACGCAUGAGGGCACGCUACCUCAAAACAGACCUGACGAGGCUGAACAACCCAGUGACACAAGCUCAAAGGGUAAGGGCAAAGAGGGAGAAAGCGACUUCAAUGAGGUUCCUCUUUAG